GCUGUAACCAUGACGAGAUGGAAUUCCCCUAGCUACUAAUAGGAGAAAGAACUAGAAAGUUCUUUUCCCGACCCAACAGCGACACUGAGAGAUUACAAACCACAAAGCGAAAGAAUAUACAGAGGAUUGACAGAGAUUGAAGGCUGAGAAGGAGGUGAAGAGAACAGAAGAGAAGGUAAAGGCUGAGGAGGAGGCUGAAGAGAAGGUGAAGGCUGAGGAGGAGGUGGAGGAGAAGGUGAAGGCUGAGGAGGAGGCUGAAGAGAAGGUGAAGGCUGAGGAGGAGGUGGAGGAGAAGGUGAAGGCUGAGAAGGAGGCGGUGAUGAAGAAGGCGAAGGUGGAGGACGUGACGGCGGCGAUGAAGGAGGCGAAGGUGGAGGACGGGAAGGCGGAGGAGGAGAAGCUGGAGGAGUUGGAGGCGGAGCUGAUUGCGGUGUUGGAGGCGGCGCUAGAGGCGGUGGCGAAGCUGGAGGCGAAGCUGGAGGCGAAGCUGCACGCGUCAGCGGAGGAGGAGGAGGCGGUGGCAAAGGAGGAGGCGGUGGCAAAGGAGGAGGCGGCGGAGGAGAUGGAGGAAGUGGCGGAGGAGGAGUUGAACAGGGCGGCAGCGGUGGCGAAGCUGGAGGCGAAGCUGGAGGUGCUGGAGGUGGAGCUGAAGGCGAAGCUGGAGGCGAAGCUGCAGGUGGCGGUGGCGGAGGAGGAGGAGGAGGAGGUGGUGGAGGAGGCGGCGGCGGAGGAGGCAGGGUCAGAGGAGCCAGCAGUGGAGGAGGAGCCGGACAAGGCUCCGGUGGAGGAACUGGAGGAGGCGGCAGACGAGGAGGAGAAGGAGGAGAAGGAGGCAGAACCGGAGGAGAAGGUGAACAAGGAGGAGGAGGCUGCGGAGGAGGAGGCGAACAAGGCAGCGGCGGAGGAGGAGGCAGCAGAGGAGGAGGAGCCGGACAAGGCUCCGGUGGAGGAACUGGAGGAGGCGACAGAGGCAGCAGAGGAGGAGGUGACGGAGGAGAGGAUGAGAGAUAGACUGAAGGACCAGGUAAGGUUAAGGAAGUGGAGAGAAAUGGAAUGGAUGAAGAGAUAUAGGGAGGUAGAAGAACAAUGGAAGGAGGAAGAUAGACAAAUGAAGGAGAGUAACGAGAAGGAGAUUAGAGAAUUGAAACAACGUAAAAAGGAAUGGAUACGGAUGGGAGAGGAGGAACAAAGACUACAGAAGAAAAUUGAAAAGACAAAAAAGAAAGAAGAACAGAAAAGAGAAAAGGAGGAGAUAAAGUUGAUGAAGUUAAGAGAAAAUGAAUGGAGGGAGAAUAAUAAGAAAAAAUUAAAAGAAUGGAAGGAAAGAGAGAAAAUAUUGAAUGUGAGUAACGAGGAGGAGAUCAAGGAAAUAAAGAACCUAAGAAAACAAUGGAUACAGAUGAUGAAGGAGGAUGAAAAACUACGGAAGGAGAUUGAAAAAGAAAGAAAGAAAGAAAAAAAGACAAGAGAGAAGGAGGAGGUGAGGUUGGCAAAGUUAAGAGAGAAGGAGUGGAGGGAGAAUAGGAAGAAAAAAGAAGAAGAAUGGAAUGAGAGAGAGAAACAAUUGAAGGAGAGUAACAAGGAGCUGCGUAAGAUAUCUACAGAACUAAGAAAACUCAGCAUGCAGGAUAUAAAGGAGUUGAAAGAACUACUGAUAAAGAAGGAGAAGAGAAACGAGAAAGCACUAAGACGAGAGAUAAGGAGGAGGUGGGGUUGAAGUUAAGAAAAAUGAAGAAGAAAAUCCACCUGAAGAAAG
Messenger RNA from Betta splendens (Siamese fighting fish), 1756 nucleotides. Its product is annotated as golgin subfamily A member 6-like protein 22. The coding region runs from base 320 to 1717 and encodes 465 amino acids. The transcript is spliced from 2 exons. NCBI's taxonomy places the organism in Eukaryota, Metazoa, Chordata, Actinopteri, Anabantiformes, Osphronemidae. The record is from RefSeq and is a predicted model, not a curated record.